AUGAUACAUAUUUUUUAUAAGACAGCCAUAUGUACUCUCUUAAUCUGGACAACAUUGUUUUAUUCUAAUAAAAAUUUAAAAUGUAAUUUUUAUUAUGAUAACAACAAUUUAUCAACAUAUAUUAUAAAGCAUGACAGAUUAUUGUCAGAAUUUCAAUCGAACUUUCUAGGGGGAGGAUAUAGUGCAGCUUUAAAAUUAGUAAAUAGUAAAAAAUCAGGAACAAAUCUAAAUAUAAGGAAUAAUUCAGAAAAUAACAGUACAAAUACAAAAUUACCAGCAAAUAGUAGUACAUCUACAAAUAUAAAUACAAAGUUAGCAGGAAAUAGUAGUACAACUACAAGUACUACCAAAGUAACAGAAAAUAAUAAAACAAAUAUAAAAUCAACAGGAAUCAGUAGUUCAACUAUAAAUACAAAUUUAACAGAUAAUGCUAAUGCAACCAAAAAAACAACAGAAAAUAUUAUUACAACUCAAACCUUAACAGGAAAUAAUACUACAAUCACAAAUACAUCCUCAACACAACAUAAUAAUAGUAUUAAUACAAAUACAAGUUCAACAGAUAAUAGUAAUACUAGUACAAAUUUAACCGAUAGUACUAGUAUAACUAAAAAGUUAAUUGGUAAUAUAAACACAACACAAGAUUCAACAGCAAGUACUAUUACAAAUACAACAUCAACAGAUAAUAAUAAUAAUACAAAUAUAAUAUCAACGGAAAAUAAUAAUACAAAUAUAUCAUCAACAGAUAAUGAUAAUACAAAAAUAACAUCAACAGAUAAUGAUAAUACAAAAAUAACAUCAACAGAUAAUGAUAAUACAGACACAAAAGUAUCGGAUAAUAAUAAUAAUACAAAUACAAUAUCAACAGAAAAUAAUAAUACAGACACAAAAGUAUCGGAUAAUAAUAAUAAUACAAAUACAAUAUCAACAGAAAAUAUUAACACAGACAUAGAUAUAGCGGAUAAUAAUAAUAUAAAUACAAUAUCAACAGAGAAUAAUAAUACAAAUACAAUAUCAACAGAUAAUAAUAACACAGAAAUAGAUGUAACGGAUAAUAAUAAUAAUACAGAUACAACAUCGACAGAUAAUAAUAAUGUAAAUACAACAUCAACAGAUAAUAAUAAUACAUAUACAAUAUCAACAGAUAAUAAUAAUACAUAUACAAUAUCAACAGAUAAUAGUAAUACAAAAAUAACAUCAACAGAUAAUAAUAAUAAUACUAAUACAAUAUCAACAAAUAAUAAUAAUACAGAUACAAUAUCAACAGAAAAUAAUAACACAGACACAAAAGUAUCGGAUAAUAAUAAUAAUGACACAAGUACAAUGUCAACAGAUAAUAAUAAUAAUAAUACAAAUACUAUAUCAGAAGAAAAUAAUUAUACAAACCAAUAUGUCUUUGCUAAUAAUGAAGAUGAAACAAGUUCAGAUGAUGAAAUAAAUAAUGAUUCAAAUAAUAAUUCAGAAGAAAAAGAAAAUAUUAAAUCAAUGAUUAACGCUUAUUUAGACAAGCUAGAUUUAGAAACUGUUCGUAAAAUAUAUUCAGAUAUAAGUACAUGUAUUGAAAAUAAAAAUAAUACCAUUAAUAAAGCGGCACAUUUAAAAAAAAAUUUUAAAAAUAUGUAUAAUAUAAUUAAAUUCAUAAUGGUUAUAUAUAUUGCUUUUAAUUGGAGUGAAGUAAUAUAUAAAUAUGCAGGAAAAUUAAUUCUAGCUUUUGCUUUAUAUAUGUUAAUUAAUUAA
Plasmodium gaboni is the source of this 1734-nucleotide messenger RNA. Its product is annotated as sporozoite threonine and asparagine-rich protein. The transcript is spliced from 2 exons. NCBI's taxonomy places the organism in Eukaryota, Apicomplexa, Aconoidasida, Haemosporida, Plasmodiidae. The record is from RefSeq and is a predicted model, not a curated record. Bases 1 to 1734 code for a protein of 577 amino acids.